Molecule: messenger RNA, 1905 nt
Organism: Colletotrichum acutatum
Lineage: Eukaryota; Fungi; Ascomycota; Sordariomycetes; Glomerellales; Glomerellaceae
Product: dihydrolipoyllysine-residue succinyltransferase
Exons: 4
Coding region: 202-1479 (425 amino acids)
Biological process (GO): tricarboxylic acid cycle
Cellular component (GO): oxoglutarate dehydrogenase complex; mitochondrion
Molecular function (GO): dihydrolipoyllysine-residue succinyltransferase activity
Source: RefSeq, a predicted model, not a curated record
AGAAGGCUACUCGCUGUGGGCAUAAACACGGAGAGAACCGCUUCUACUACAGCCAUGCUGCUGCCAUUGCCAACCUGUGGGUCUCUUGCAGACCUGUGACCAGCUUGCCAGCCUACCAGAGUGCACCCAAAAAACAGAAAACACAACCACGCUCAUCUCUUCUCUCCUUUUCCCCACACACCUCAUCAAACACCCGUCACGAUGCUCUCGAGAAGACUUGUCGCGACUGCGCGCUCCGUGCCACUGCGCCGGUACCAGCCGCGCUCGCUGCCGCUGCAGCUUCCCCAGAUGAUGCAGCACGUCCGCAGCUAUGCCGAUAAAAUCGUCCAAGUGCCACAGAUGGCCGAGUCCAUUUCCGAAGGUACCCUGAAGCAGUGGUCGAAGCAGGUCGGCGACUUUGUCGAGCAGGAUGAGGAGAUUGCCACCAUCGAGACUGACAAGAUCGAUGUUGCUGUUAAUGCUCCCGAGGCCGGUACGAUCAAGGAAUUCUUGGUCAACGAGGAGGACACCGUCACUGUCGGCCAGGAUAUCGUCAAGAUGGAGCUUGGAGGUGAGAAGUCCAGCUCAAGCGAAUCCAAGCCUGCCCCAGAGAAGAAGUCGGAACCCGAGUCAAAGCCAGAGUCCAAGUCAGAAUCGAAGCCGGAACCCAAGAAGGAGGCGCCCAAGGAUGAUGCACCCGCCAGCAAGCCCGCUGCUCCGGCAAAGGAGACGUCAAAACCUGCCCCUGCUCCCGAGAAGGAGUCGGCAACCAGCGCUGCUCCGACGUUUGGCAGCCGUGAGGAACGUCGUGUGAAAAUGAACCGCAUGCGCCUCCGAAUCGCCGAAAGACUCAAGCAGUCGCAGAACACAGCGGCCUCGCUUACCACCUUCAACGAGGUUGACAUGUCCUCCCUUAUUGAGUUCCGCAAGCUUUACCGCGAUGACGUCCUCAAGAAGACUGGUGUCAAGCUUGGUUUCAUGAGCGCCUUCUCUCGCGCUUGUGUCCUGGCCAUGCGCGAUAUCCCAGCCGUCAACGCCUCCAUCGAGGGCCCCAACGGCGGCGACACGAUUGUGUACCGCGACUACGUCGACAUCAGCGUUGCGGUCGCUACUGAAAAGGGUCUCGUCACCCCUGUCGUGCGCAACACUGAGUCUCUGGACAUGCUCGGCAUCGAGAAGGCCAUUGCCGACAUGGGCAAAAAGGCCCGCGACAACAAGCUGACGAUCGAGGAUAUGGCUGGCGGUACCUUCACCAUCAGCAACGGUGGUGUCUUUGGCUCGCUGAUGGGCACGCCCAUUAUCAACCUUCCUCAGACUGCCGUCCUCGGACUCCACGCAGUCAAGGAUCGCGCAGUGGCCAUCAACGGCAAGAUCGAGAUCCGCCCCAUGAUGUACCUGGCGCUUACCUACGAUCACCGCCUUCUUGACGGAAGAGAAGCCGUUCAGUUCUUGGUCAAGGUCAAGGAGUACAUUGAGGAUCCCAGACGUAUGCUUCUGUAAGGGGAGCAGCGCUUUUUUGCGUUGAAAUACAGCAUACACAUGAUUGAGCAUUGCGACGAUUGGGAAGAGCCAUUGUACUACUACAUACUAAACUAAGACGGAAUGCGACACUAGGGUUUCUGGGAGUGUUCAUUUUGCCAAUGAGUGAUCUGUACACACGAUGCUCGUGGUCAUCAGGCCGAAGCGGGUGGGAGUAAUGGUCUCAAUGGAGCUAUCUUACGAAUACAGAAAGCGGUACGCAGUAGUUUGAAAGCAUCGUAUAGACCAAAAAAAAAGGCUCGCGAUUACAGACAAUUGCGUAUCUAUGAGAUUGGGGUUUCAAAGACCAUAAGAAACUACUCAAACAAUAAAGAUUCAGACGUAUCGAUCCAUCAUGACGAAAUUGCAUGUUACGCUGGGCACAAGUGCCGCCUUUCCGUGUGUUCC